Solanum pennellii is the source of this 1087-nucleotide messenger RNA. Its product is annotated as polyadenylate-binding protein 2-like. Gene Ontology annotation, molecular function: RNA binding. The transcript is spliced from 6 exons. NCBI's taxonomy places the organism in Eukaryota, Viridiplantae, Streptophyta, Magnoliopsida, Solanales, Solanaceae. The coding region runs from base 178 to 687 and encodes 169 amino acids. The record is from RefSeq and is a predicted model, not a curated record.
UUUUGUUUAGUUUCCAUAUGUGGAAUAAAUUUUGGUGAGAGAAAGAAGUCGCUGUAUGUGGCGCUGCUGAGAAAGAGGCGAGAGGAGCAGCGAUGGAGGACGACGUUGAGAUGGCAGCGGGGGAAAACGGCGCCGGGGAAUUGGAUGACAUGAAGAAGAGGUUGAAGGAGAUGGAAGAUGAAGCAGUUGCUCUCCGUGAAAUGCAGGCCAAGGUCGAGAAAGAAAUGGGCUCUGUUCAAGGAAGACCCUGCUGCUGCUGCUGCAAACCAGGCAAACAAGGAAGAAGUGGAUUCUCGAUCCGUCUUUGUUGGAAAUGUGGAUUAUUCAUGCACUCCAGAGGAAGUGCAGCAGCAUUUUCAGGCAUGUGGGACGGUGAAUAGAGUUACAAUCCGAACAAACAAGUUUGGGCAACCUAAAGGAUAUGCUUACGUUGAGUUUGUUGAAUCUGAAGCUGUCCAAGAAGCUCUUCUUCUGAAUGAAUCUGAACUUCAUGGCCGCCAACUUAAGGUAUCUGCAAAGAGGACUAAUGUUCCUGGUAUGAAGCCAUACCGUGCUAGGCGUCCUAACCUGUAUAUGGGAUUCCGAGGCCGGGCGCCAUUCAUGCCUGCUCCUUAUUUUUUCCCUCCUUUUGGAUAUGGAAAGAUUCCAAGGGCUAGGGCGCCGAUGCGUUACAGCCCCUACUUCUGAGACUGUUUUGUUUUUCCGUAGACGUACAUACCUCUGGAUGGUGGGACAUUUCAUUAAAAGCAGUAGCUCUUAUCCCCUGUAUGGUUAAUUGCCUUUACAUAUCUUAUUAAUCCCCAAGUUGAGUUUUCUGGUGAGCUUUGUGGCAAAUAGUGUGAUGAUGAAUCCUUUUGGUUUUGUGUCUUUAGAGUUGUUGAGAACAUAUGCAUGUUUGGAAUUUCUACUGUAAUGUUGCAUUCCACUGCAGAAAAGAAGGAAAGAACCGUUUGAGCCAUUAUUGUGUGGUUGUGUAGAGCUUUUAUUGGAUUUUGUGAUAUUUGUAGGUUUCCGGUCGCACCAAUCUGGUGAAGGAAAGACUUCUCUUUUUCCCUCCAAUUUAUUAAUUUUGAUAUUAUUAUGCAAA